Molecule: messenger RNA, 773 nt
Organism: Arachis ipaensis
Lineage: Eukaryota; Viridiplantae; Streptophyta; Magnoliopsida; Fabales; Fabaceae
Source: RefSeq, a predicted model, not a curated record
GUCUAGUAACUCUUAAUUUGAUGGCAUGACAGGAGAAAUGUAAGAAAAAUGCUGAGAAUCGAUCAAAGCAACUUUACACCCACACUGGCAGAUCGAAAAGCUUGGCAAGGCUCGGAGAAGAAGAUGUAAUCUAUUUUUGAGAAUGUUUUUGAACUAUCUCUUCCUCUACUUAUUCACUUUGUCAACAUUAUUGGUACAGUUGGAACGACAAGGGAGGAGAGUUAGUAGAGGAGAGUUGUAUCUCUUAACGCACAAAAGAGCUAAUGGCUCCUAUGUCCAUGAUGCAGCUCGGGCUAUUGGAAAUUGAUGCUAUUGAGCAACGUGAUGAAUCCUCUAGACUGUUGUCUCAUAAUGAUUCGCUUGCUCAAGCUCUCGGAAAGGAGCACUCGGGUAGGGUGCGUGGCAUCGGGUUGGGGCCGACUUCUAGUCAAGUCUUCAGUAUGAAUUCCCAUCAGCCGAGCAAUGGUAUUGAAAGGAAGGAGACCCAAAGGGUGCUGCUUGAACUACAAGCAGAGUUGGCAGCCGAGAAAUUGAAAAGGAAGGCAGUGGAGGAUGAAGUAGCAGCCGAGAAGACCAAAAGACAGGCAGUGGAGGAUGAAGUAGCAGUCGAGAAGACAAAAAGACAGGUAGUGGAGGAUGAAGUAGCAGCUGGGAAGGUAAGGAUGCAGGCAAUGGAGAGUGCUUUGAUAUGUCUACUUCAAGGACAAGGUGGAAAGCUGCCAUCAGAUGUCGCCGCAUGGAUGAGUGCGUUGGAGGGACAGAUUAGAAAGUAG